Molecule: messenger RNA, 1528 nt
Organism: Poecilia reticulata (guppy)
Lineage: Eukaryota; Metazoa; Chordata; Actinopteri; Cyprinodontiformes; Poeciliidae
Product: protein-tyrosine sulfotransferase 1-like
Biological process (GO): peptidyl-tyrosine sulfation
Cellular component (GO): Golgi apparatus
Molecular function (GO): protein-tyrosine sulfotransferase activity
Source: RefSeq, a predicted model, not a curated record
CUCACAUCAGAAUCCAUCUACACCACCCAAGUUUGAUUUUAUGUGCUCCUGAUUUCCAAAAAAAAUACCCUAACAGCCAUGCGAGGCAGAACCAACAUGCUGCUGGGCUUCGUGCUCCUCUGCUCCGCCUCCCUGCUCUACCUGGGCAUGAACACUAUAGACUGCCCUCGGAAAAGCCACCGCUACCACUGGAUGAAACUCAAUAUGGCCUCGGGCAAUCAGAGUCUGCCACACUUCCCGGAAGACACGCCCCUCAUCUUCAUCGGGGGUUUUCCUCGGAGCGGCACCACGCUGAUGCGCGUGAUGCUGGAUGCGCACAGCGCCGUUCGGUGCGGCGAGGAGACCAGGGUGAUCCCUCGCCUCCUGGCUAUGAGGGCUACCUGGAGUCGCUCCGACAGGGAGAGGAUACGCCUGGACGAGGCCGGCGUGACUGACCAGGUGCUGGACGCAGCGGUGCGAGCCUUUCUGUUGGAGGUGAUAGUCGGCCAUGGAGAGCCUGCACCUCGUCUUUGCAACAAGGACCCAUUUGCGUUGAAGUCCCUGUCUUAUUUGGCGCGCAUCUUCCCCAAAGCCAAGUUUGUCCUCAUGCUGAGAGACGGACGGGCAACCGUCCACUCCAUGAUAUCUCGUAAGGUGACCAUCUCGGGGUUCGACCUGAGCAGCUACAAAGACUGUCUGACCAAGUGGAGCGGCGCAGUGGAGGCCAUGUUCAACCAGUGCAAGGCGGUGGGGGAAGCGCGAUGUUUACCUGUUCGAUAUGAGCAGCUGGUUCUCCACCCCGAGCAGGAAAUGAGGAACUUGCUUCAUUUCCUGGAGCUGGAGUGGGACGCCUCGGUGCUGCACCACGAAGAGCUGAUUGGGAAGGCUGGUGGCGUUUCGCUGUCCAAGGUUGAACGCUCCACAGACCAGGUGGUGAAGCCAGUGAACACUGAGGCCCUCUCUAAGUGGGUGGGAAACAUUCCCAGCAAUGUGAUCGACGACAUGGCCGAAAUCGCCCCGAUGCUCGCUCGCCUGGGCUACAAUCCGCACGCCAACCCUCCUGAUUACACGAAAGUGGAUCCCAUCACUUCUUCUUUUAACCACUUACAGAGAAAGAAAACGGCAGCAGACCCUCCUCAUCCCAGUUAAAGAUGGCGGCUCUCUGCCGCCUUACAGACGCACCUUGAACAGACUUUCCUUGCAGCCGUUAUCUCGCCUCACAGGGACGACUGCGGCGUUGAGAUUACAUUACAUUCUUCUUGAGACUCGUUUACAGUUUCCAAGUGUGAAGACUGGUGGACUGUUGGAUUAAUUUGCGUUUUAAAUGUCAGCUCUUCACCGUGAACCGUUUUCCACAGAUUCUUGACACAUCCUAUCAUUUCCUACCUGACAGUGUUUCAACUUUUCUCCCAAGUUCAUCGCAAUGUGAAUGUGUAUUCAGACCAAUAAACUCACUAAGAGCUCAGUCAGUGGUUGUCAAGCAUAAUGACUGUAUAUAUUUUUCAAAAUGUACUUUUAUUUUCUUAAUAAAUUAUUUUGGUUGAAUGUU